Molecule: messenger RNA, 37817 nt
Organism: Pelobates cultripes (western spadefoot toad)
Lineage: Eukaryota; Metazoa; Chordata; Amphibia; Anura; Pelobatidae
Source: the annotation of a GenBank genome assembly
AAAAAAACCAACGUCAAGGCGGAGACUGCAGCUUGUGACAGGUCGGCAUUGCCUCCGGAAACAGUAGCUAAGGAAGUCAGGGAGCAGGAGGAGAGCAACGGAGAGCAGCCUUCCGCCUGUCACACAGUCACAGGCAUGUCAGAGCCCGGGGUCCCGCCACAUACCCCGAAACCGGCCGCCUGAGAGCGGGAACCCGGGGACAGGCCGACAGCGCGGACAUUGCAGGCCCUGCAGGUGAGCGUGGGGCAUGCUGGGUACUGACUGGCAGAGCCAGGGAGAGAGCUGGGGAGACAUUAUUGGCAGUGCCAGGGAGAGAGCCAGGCAGACAUUACUGGCAGAGCCAGAGAGAGAGCCAGGGAGACAUUACUGGCAGAGCCAGAGAGAGAGCCAGGGAGACAUUACUGGCAGAGCCAGGGAGAGAGCUGGGGAGACAUUACUGGCAGAGCCAGGGAGAGAGCUGGGGAGACAUUACUGGCAGUGCCAGGGAGAGAGCCGGGCAGACAUUACUGGCAGAGCCAGGGAGAGAGCCAGGCAGACAUUACUGGCAGAGCCAGAGAGAGAGCUGGGGAGACAUUACUGGCAGAGCCAGGGAGAGAGCCAGGCAGACAUUACUGGCAGAGCCAGGGAGAGAGCCAGGCAGACAUUACUGGCAGAGCCAGGGAGAGAGCCAGGCAGACAUUACUGGCAGAGCCAGGGAGAGAGCCAGGCAGACAUUACUGGCAGAGCCAGAGAGAGAGCCAGGGAGACAUUACUGGCAGAGCCAGGGAGAGAGCCAGGCAGACAUUACUGGCAGUGCCAGGGAGAGAGCCGGGCAGACAUUACUGGCAGUGCCAGGCAGACAUUACUGGCAGUGCCAGGCAGACAUUACUGGCAGUGCCAGGCAGACAUUACUGGCAGUGCCAGGCAGACAUUACUGGCAGUGCCAGGCAGACAUUACUGGCAGUGCCAGGCAGACAUUACUGGCAGUGCCAGAGAGAGAGCCAGGGAGACAUUACUGGCAGUGCCAGGGAGAGAGCCAGGCAGACAUUACUGGCAGUGCCAGGGAGAGAGCCAGGCAGACAUUACUGGCAGUGCCAGGGAGAGAGAGACAGGGAGACAUUACUGGCAGUGCCAGGGAGAGAGCCAGGCACAUUACUGGCAGUGCCAGGCAGAGAGAGCCAGGGAGACAUUACUGGCAGUGCCAGGGAGAGAGCCAGGCAGACAUUACUGGCAGUGCCAGGGAGAGAGCCAGGCAGACAUUACUGGCAGUGCCAGGGAGAGAGCCAGGGAGACAUUACUGGCAGUGCCAGGGAGAGAGCCAGGGAGACAUUACUGGCAGUGCCAGUUACUGGCAGACAUUACUGGCAGUGCCAGUUACUGGCAGACAUUACUGGCAGUGCCAGGCAGACAUUACUGGCAGUGCCAGAGACAUUACUGGCAGUGCCAGGGAGACAUUACUGGCAUGACAGGCCGAGAGCUCUCUGUAACAGUGUAGAACCUGCGUUAGUUACUGCUUCCAGGGUUUGGGGUUUGGUAGAUCGGUCAGGGUGGAGGCUGUUUACAGGACAUCCCAUGGGGGCAGUGCCAAGGGAGAGGCCUUGCAGGCCAAGGACUUGUAACACGGCCUGAUCUCCUCUCUUACGACGCUGUAAUGAAGGGGAAAAAACUCAACAAAACAUGUUUAUUGUUAUUCAUCAAAUCUGUUCUAGGCAUGAGGGACAAUUUAUUUUUUUUAAAUCCGAGGAAAGGGAAAUUAAGAUGCAGUGCAUUUGCCAUGAAGGAGAGGGGUGUAAAUUUCAUUGCAUUGAUUGGGAGGAUAGAGGUAUAAUUUCCAGAGCAUUGCCAGUAAGGAGAGGGGAGUAAUUUGCAGGGCAUUGAUGAGGGUGGGGUGAAGGGGAGUAAUUUGCAGGGCAUUGAUGGGGGUGGGGUACAGGGGAGUAGUUUGCAGGGCAUUGAUGGGGGGGAGGGAGUAGUUUGCAGGGCAUUGAUGGGGGGGAGGGAGUAGUUUGCAGGGCAUUGAUGGGGGGGGAGGAGGGAGGUUUGGUGGGUAAGAUGGGGGAGGAGAGUAGUUUGCAGGGUACUGAUGGGGAGGAGGGACAGGCGGGGGCAUUGAUGGGGGGGGAGGAGGGGAGAAGUUUGCAGGGUACUGAUGGGGAGGAGGAGUGGCAGGUGGUGGGCAUUGAUGGGGGAGGAGGGAGUAUUUGCAGGGCAUUGAUGGGGGAGGAGGGAGUAGUUUGCAGGGCAUUGAUGGGGGGAGGAGGAGAAGUUUGCAGGGCAUUGAUGGGGGAGGAGGGAGUAGUUUGGUGGCAGGCAUUGAUGGGGAGGGAGUAGUUUGCAGGCAUUGAUGGGGAGGGAGAAGUUUGCAGGGCAUUGAUGGGGGGAGGGAGUAGCUUGGUAGGUUGAUGGGGGGAGGAGGGAGUAGUUUGCAGGGCAUUGAUGGGGGAGGAGGGAUAGUUUGCAGGCACAUGGGGGAGGAGGGAGUAGUUUGCAGGCACAUGGGGGAGGAGGGAGUAGUUUGCAGGCAUUGAUGGGAGGAGGGAGUAGUUUGCAGGGCAUUGAUGGGGGAGGAGGGAGUAGUUUGCAGGGCACUGAUGGGGAGGAGGGAGUAGUUUGCAGGGCAUUGAUGGGGGAGGAGUAGUUUGCAGGCAUUGAUGUGGGGGGAGGAGGGAGUAGUUUGCAGGGCAUUGAUGGGGGGAGGGGGGAGUAGUUUGCAGGGCAUUGAUGGGGGGGAAGGGGGAGUAGUUUGCAUUCGCCUCAGGGGGAUGUAGUCUGCAGGAGCAUUGCUACGGAGAAAUAAUUGUCACGGAGUGUGUACUGACAAUGGGUUUAUCAGGUUGUGCUGUUAAAGUAAAGCUGCCAUUGCAGUUUUCCAACUGUCUGGCCUGACUCCUAUUAUACAAUUAACUGUUUCUGCCAAACUGAAAUCUCAUAUUUAAAUGUAUUUUCUUUUGUCUUUACCCCUGUCUCCUACUGAGAGCAUAAAUCAUGUUUUCAGUGUGUGUUACUCUUUCUGUAACACACAUCUCUCCUACAUACCCUUGUUUGGGAAACAUUCUUUGUUCGCAUAACAGGUUAAAAGUUCCCAACGCUCUUUAUGUUGGCAUUGUGCAAAUAAAACUUCUGUUAUCUCUCUCUAUUCUGUGUCCAAUAAAUUAUUCUGGCUGUUUCUCUCCCCUCUCUAUGCUGCUCUCACAAAAGAUUGUCCCUUCUUCCAUUUGCAGGCAUUGCUUUCCUUUAGGCUGAAUGUAAUAAUUAGAGAUAAGACAUACAGAGCACAGCCUCUUUAUCUCUGUGCAGAUGCAUACAGGUUUGGCACAGACUGAACUAACUGAGAGGAGUUGUAAAGGGCUAUUUUCUCCAGCUAUUCUCUAACAUUUGAGAUUUAGUUGUAUUUGUCAUGACAGGUACCCUUUAUAGAGAGAGGUUGGCAAAGGUAGAUAACCUAUAGCUCUCCUGCAGUUCUUUAGCAGUAGAUUUGAUUAUGCUUUUCAAUACACACAGGUGCUUUUCUCUUAUUUAGGAUUUUCAUUAGGAAUUAUUGCUGAGACUUGAGUACUGUGGCAGGUGGAGAACUACUUGCUGUGAUUAACUUACAUCUUUAAGCUCUUUGACCUGAAUUUGCAGACCAGACUUGGUAAUAUCAAUACAAGAGAGAACAUUAUGCAUAAAGUGUGAAUGACCUGAUGGCAGCUGUGGAGAGCUUGUUAGUAUGAUUAUUUGUAAUCAAAUUGUGAUGAACGUAUAUUGGAAGUUGUAUAUUUAUACAUUGACCUUGUUAGUAGUAUUUAAAGAUGAGAUUGAAACCAAAUAAGGUAAUUGCUAAUGAGUGCCCAUACAUCAGGCUUUUUAUUAUAUUUAUUUGCAGGAGAAAGGCAUCUAUUAGGGAUAGGUUCCACCAAUAUUAGAUCCCAUAUUUGGCAUUUUUCCUAUAAUUGGUUUUGUAAUUUUACUAAUAUUACCAAUAACUAACCGCUCCCAGUCCCCCCCCCCCCCCCCCAUGAGGCACAACCUCACUUUGCCCCUCCUUGUGAGUAUCGGCAUGCAGAGCUCAGCUGGAGGCAGGAAGGUGAGACCAUGAAUGAUCUACUGUAACAUACUGCCUGCUUGUCAGCAACUGUACUCCUACUAUAUUCAGCAUGUUCAGUUAAUCCUAGAUUUAUGUAGAAAUUGUGGUAAAUUAAAAAACAAAACACUUUAAAUACAAAAUAUCAGCACUAGUUAUUGGCAAUCAGCCCAAAAGGUGACAGAUAAUCUGUAUCAGCAUGGGCUCUGGAAAAAUAUUAGUUGAUCCCUUAUAUCUAAAUAGGGACCUCCUAUUUUAAAAAUAAAUAAAUAAAAAUGUUGAAGCCCCAGGAUCACCAUUUAAGUGGAACGUCACUUCUCUGGAUAUUACAUAAUUGAAACCUUGAAAAUCGCUUAUAAACCAGAUGCACCGAAAUGAAAAUUCAGGAUGCCCUUGUCCGAAAAUGACUUUUUUUUUUUUCUCUCCAAAUGAUGUUAAAAUGUUUUUUUUCUAUAAUUUUAUUAAUAUUAGACUUUUUAAUUAAUCUAAUAUGAAAAACUACAAGCCAAUAAAAUAACCACACUUUUCUUGAAAGUAACCACACCAAAAUUUGACAGAAUAUAACUUGUAACUAAUGUAAUCUAGCCUUAUGUCAAGUAAUGAACUCAAACAGCUCUAAGCUAGCAUUAUACAAGUACAAAAAUUCUAUACAAAUUAUAACAAACCGUAUAAACGCUGAAUAUAAAAGCAGUGCUAUAGAAGGAAAAUACAUGAAAACCAUUAAGCUUACAUAGGUUGGUAUGCAGUCAGAAUACCAAGUACUGUGAGUGUCUUACUGAAUGUAUCACUAUACACAAAGGGCGGCUCUGCACACAUGCAAGCAGUGCACUGUCCACAAGGUAAAGGAAAAAUAAAAAAAUAUAUUCUGCACAUUAAUGAAUAACCCCCAAUAUGUUCAUUGCUGUACACAGCCAUAUAAUGAAUUAAAAGGGAAGACGAGAAGGAGGUGGGUAGGGGCUCCCGCCGCCGCUCUCUUCUUCACGGUCAGCAUGGAGGGAUGUUGGUGUGGGGCACGGCAAGGGGAAGCCUCGGAAGGUGAAUCCUGUGUGUGUGUGUCAAUCUGUUAAUUUUUGGCAGAUUCGCCCCAUUUUCGGCCUAAAUUUCGAUGCAUCCAUAAAAACUUUAAAGAUUUAACAAGUGACAUUAAAGAGACACUAUAUUAACCAAAACUACAGCUUGAUGUAGUUGUUCUGGUGAGUAUAGCCUGUCCCUGCAGGCUUUUUCAUGUAAACACUGCCUUUCAGAGAAAAGGUGGUGUUUGCAUUACAGCCUUGUAACACCUACAGUGGCCACUCCUCAGACUGCCACUCAAGGUGCUUCCUGGGUCAGUGCUUCAGUUUCCAGCACUGACGGUCAGCGUCUUCACCCUCUGCAUAAAGACGCUGAACUUUCCUUAUAGAGAUCCAUUGAUUCAGUGCAUCUCUAUGAGGAGAUGCUGAUUGGCCAGGGCAAUGUUUGGCCCCAAACCACCUCCUUGAUGAUCUCAGCCAAUCCUAUGCUGUUCUUAUGGUAAAGCAUUGGGUUGCCUGAGAUAAUCAAUUCUGAGGUCAGCCAAGGAGGCACAUCAGGGGCAGGGCCAGCAGCUGCAGACACAAGUGGCGCUGGAAAUAAGGUACAUUUUCUUACCUUUUUAGGUUGGGUUGGGCAAGGCACCUAAAUGGUGGUUUUUAACACUACAUGCUCAGGAAUACACAUUUGUGUUCCUUUAAUUUAGGCACACAAUGAAAGUGUGGACAGUGUAAACAUUGUUAUCUUUCUCCUCUACUUACUAUACUCAAUUGCAGAAAAGGGCAAUAUUUAUAACAGAAAGGGAUUACAGAUAGGGGCAUCUAGUUUAAGGUUAGAUGUGUGAAUUUCUUCCCCUUUAUUUCAGAUCUCACAAUUUUUGCGAUAAAGGAUUGAAAAAAAACUCUACAGUAAAUCAUUAUUCAUUUGUCACUGGGGAUCAUGGUUGGCAAAAGUAGUGUUCGCUGAAUAAGCUCACAAUAUUAUCUGUCACUCCGUAUUAUCAGAUUAAAAGGGAGCUGUCUCUUCUCAGAAUUUUUCAAAUAAAUAUUUAUUUUCCUUCCUUAUUUGUAAAGCUUUUCUGUCUUUGCCUUGUUCGAACUGGGUUAUGUCAUUUUCUAAAUCUUUAAAGGAACACUAUAGUCACCAGAACAACUACAGCUUAUUGCUUUUUUUUCUGAUGAGUAGAAUCAUUCCCUUCAGGCUUUUUGCUGUAAACACUGUCCUUUCAGAGUAAAUGCAGUGUUUCCAUUACAGCCUAGUGAUAACUCUACUGGCCACUUCCUAGAUGGCUGUUAGAGGUGCUUCCUAUCUCAGUGCUGCAGAGUAAGUGGCACUGCCAUUCAGAGUGUCCACUCUCUGCAUGCAGACUUUCCUCAGAGUUGCAUUGAGUUCAUUCAUCUCUAUGAGGAGAUGCUGUUUUGGCUUGUGCUGGCUCUGUCCCUGAUCUGCCUCAUUGACCGUUUCAGCCAUUUCUAUGGGGAAGCACUGUGAUUGGCUCAGACUACCACUUCUGAUGAUGUCAACAGACAGAGGCAGAGCCAGGAGCUGCAGACUUGAAUAAAAGUAAGAGUUUACUAUAUUUAGGGUGGCAAUUGGGGGCAUGGGGUUAGAUGGGGGUUUUAACACUAUAGGGUCAGAAAUACAUGUUAGUGUUCCUGACCCUAUAGUGCAUACAUUUUAAAAGUAAAUAAAGCAUCCCAUUUAAAAAAUGCUUAACUAAAGCCACAUAUGUUUUCUUUAGUGUUUUAUUCAAUAAUAUAAAUUCUUGGUGACAGUUCCCUUUUAAAGAGAUACUAUAGGCGUCAAAGCAACUUAGUGAAGCUGUUUUGGUGCAUGUAUCAUGCCCCUGCAGUCCUACUGCUCAAUGUGCUGCCAUUUAGGAGAAAAAUCACUUUUGUUUCUAUCUCUGUCUGUCUUAGCCUGGCUGUGACCUCAUGCAGCCUGCUUGAAAAAAUGUUUAAUUUUUAAUCAGAUGUUAACUUGUUUUAGAAGUUUGGAUCUUUUGCAUUGUACAUUGAACUUUAAUCGCCUGCAGGAGGCUCUAGAAGGUUAUUCACACAGCAAGAGAUAAAAUUCCUAAUUAAACAGACCGUGCAAUAAAGCAAUUUUAAACAUUAGAGCUCUUUACAGGAAGUUAAUGUGCAAGUCUAAUACACGGCUGUAUAAACAAAGUGAUUUAACUCCUACAUGUCAGAAUUGAGCAGUAAGACUGCAGGGGCAUGAUCUAUACACCAUAACUGCUUCAUUAAGCUAAAGUUAUAUUGGGAACUAGUGUCCCUUUAAAAGGUGAGGGGGUUAUUUUUUAUAUACUGAUAAAUCUUUAUUUGGAAGAAUAACCAAUCUCAAUAAGGGGAGCAAUUUGCAACGAAUAGAUGAUUAAAGUUGGUCAUGUGAUCGGUAACCUGUAGGGGAAGAAGACAUUCGUAGGAUACAGGCACAAUUCCUUCUUAUAAAAACACAACACCAGUAAGUUCUUGAUUUUUAUUUUACUUGUGCUAAAUACAGGAAUAGUUAUUUGCCUAUUGCAAAUGGACAUAAAAAUAAGUGCAUAUUGCACAUAUGGGUACAAUUAUUAGGAUAUUGUACAUAAGUUGCACAUUGCACAUACAUGCAAAAUUUAUAGCACAAGUUUUGUGUGCAAGGCUUUGUUCUCUUGUAUAUUAAUGAAAGUGUAGAUUGUGCAGCACUAUCUGUAUUUUUAUAAAUUAUUAUACUUUAGCAAACACCAUAACUGCCUCAUAUCAGCUGGUGCUCUCAGACUUUCACUGCUGCCACUGUUGUCUAGUUUAAUGUGACAGUGUUAGCUCAAAUACAAGAGAGGGGCCAGACUUUUGGUGUCUAUGGUCUCUCGUUUAUUUAUCGCCAUUUAUAUAGCGCCAAAAGAUUCCGUAGCGCUUUACAAUAUAAUGGGGGGGGGGGAAUUUAACCAUAAAUAGGACAAUUACAAGAAAACUUACAGGAACAAUAGGUUGAAGAGGACCCUGCUCAAACGAGCUUACAGUCUACAGGAGGUGGGGUAUAAAACACAUUAGGACAGGAAAUGGCAAUCAAAUGAGGUGGGAGUGAAGCAGAGCUGGAGGAGAGAGCAAGAGACGGGUAUGUAAAGUAGGUUACUCUGGGCGGCCAUAAGCUUUUUCUAAAGAGAUGGGUUUUAAGGCAUUUCUUAAAGGAUUGAAGACUAGGGGACAGUCUAAUGGGGGUUGGCAGGCUAUUGCAUAGGAAGGGAGCCGCCCACGAGAAGUCCUGCAAGCACGAGUUGGCCGUAUGGGUGCGAGCAGUGAACAGGAGAAGGUCAUGGGCAGAGAGGAGGGACCGAAAAGGGGCAUACCUAUGGAUCUGUGAAGAGAUAUGAGGGGCUAGAGUGUGACAAUAAUCCAUGCUGGAAAUUACUAGAGCAUGGACAAGCUCCUUGGUAGAAUCUUUCGUAAGAAAGGGGCGGAUGCGGACUAUGUUUUUAAGCUGGAAUCUACAGGAUUUGGCAACAUACUAGAUGUGAGGCUCAAAGGUGAGGCCAGAGUCAAGUAUGACACCAAGACAGCGUACUUGCAAGGAAGGACUUAUGUGGAUACUACUAACUUGAAGGGAGAGCGACAGAGGAGGGUCAGUAUUAGGAGGAGAAAAGACAAGCUCAGUUUUAGAGAGAUUGAGUUUCAGAAAACGGGAGGACAUCCAGUCAGAAAUGGAAGAAAGGCAAGCAGUGACACGUUGCAGGACGGCAGGGGAGAGGUCUGGGGAGGAGACAUGUAUCUGGGUGUCAUCAGCGUACAGGUGGUAGUGGAAGUAGUGGUAGUGGAAUCCAAAUGAGGUAAUACGUUUUCCAAGAGAGGCAGUAUAAAGAGAAAAUUGAAGGGGACCAAGGACAGAGCCAGGGGACUCAAACCGAGACAGGAAGAGGGAAGAAGAUAUCCUUGGAAAAGAAGACACUGAAUGAGCGUUGGGAGAGAUAAGAGGAAAACAUUGAGAGGACAGACUCACAGAGACCGAGCGAUUGAAGAAUUUGAAGGAGAGCAUGAUCAACGUUGUCAAAGGUAGCAGAGAGGUCAAGAAGAAUUAGUAUGGAGUAGUGACCUAUGGAUUUAGCUGUGAUUAGGUCGUUGGUAACUGUGAUAAGAGCAGUCUCUGUAGAGUGGAGAGGGCGGAAGCAAGAUUGAAGAGGGUCAAGUAGAGAGUUGGAAUUGAGGAAGCAAGACACACGGGUCAAGACAUUAAACCAAGCCUGUCAAACACAGUUUAACAUUUAACAUAUGAACUGAGCCAGGAGACUUAUCUGCUACUCUCCCUUGUUGGCACCACCAUCCAUCUUCAGCUCCAGGAGACCUCAUCUACAUGGACCCCACCUACACUUGCAUAGACUCUGGAAUCCUACAUUUGUGCAUAAAGUUGCCAAAGACAUCUGUUGAACACCAAGCAAAAAGAGGUCUUUUCUCCCAUCAGCUAUUUUAAAGGAUCUGGCUCCAUUAUCCAUUCGGCAGCACCAAAGCAGAGGAUAUGUUUGCUAGAGAAAUAUCACAGAAACUACAGGGAAUGUGCUGUAGUUGCUGUGACAGAGAGCAAGAGAGCCGCCAGCUUCCUGCUAGGCUUUUCUUACUUUUGUCUGUCCCUUAAUUAGAGGCAAAAUCGUACUGUUGUGUGGGAAGGCACCAUAUAUUGAAAUAAGGUUGUUUUUAAAUGACACAAAAAUUAUUAUUUUUUUUUUUUUGAUUUUGCAAUACAGGCAAAGGAUAUAGAAGUAAAAUUGGGGAGGGGUAAAGGGUUGUUACCACACAUUAGUACAUUUAUUUUUACAUUUAAGGAGGCACUGAACAACCUAUUAAAAGUACCAGCUAAAAAAAAAGGGGGGUCCAAAUUAUAAUCCUUACCUGUACCAGAUCUCCAUGUGUCCAUCUCUGCCACUCCUAGUUGGUUUGUAAAUUGUUGUAUACUUGUUGGAUAUCAAUUCAUUCAAGGACAAUGCGGGCAAAAUUGGGGAUUUCCAUGCAUUUGAGAUAUGGUGGUGUGCUGGUAAUGAUAUUCUGAGGAGAAUGCUAAAAGGAGAUAUGUUAACUGUGUAAAAUGUACUGAGACCUACGACGUUACUAACUAAUUGGUGAAUGUUAUUCCAAUAAGAUUAGUCGAGUUAAAGUCUCUUUUUACUUUCAGUUGGUAAUGAAUUUGCUCCAGCUCCUGUAGGUUGUAUGUUUUGUAAGUUGCACAGCAGUUGCAAAGCUACUAGUUCGAUUCCAGUGUAGCUAGUUACAGUACAUAUCUUUAAAUUAGUUCCAUUAUUAGCAUUUAUAUUGCGCCAAAAUUUUCUGCUGUUUUUAAAAAUUUUUUUACUAUUUAUUAUAGAAUGGAAAUAUUUGACAAGAGUUUGACGUAUAAAAUAACGAUAGAGACCAGAACUGAGGAAGGCUUACAAUCUAUGACACUUAAAGUGGCACUACACUAGUAAAGUGUAACUUAAUCUUUUAUUACAUCCAGUCAUUAACACCAACCACACAGCAUAUGAACUUGGAGCCUCGGAGGAUGUGAUUUCCCUUGUGGUGUUGGGAGAACAUAGAAAGCCCUAAAACUGGGCUUGACAAAUUUGCUUAGUAUCUAGGAGCCAGCUAAAAAAAGUUAGCAGCCAGGUUUUUUUUUUUCUUUUCUUUUCUUAAUGUGAUCGAAGGGGGCCAGUAACAUAAACCGACACACUCAAUGACAUACUCACGCACACUCCUACUCAAACAACCACAAAUUAUAACUUAAAGGGACACCGUAGUCACUAUAACCACUUUCUCUCUUUGAAUUGGUUAUAGUGCCUGGAGUGCCCUGGCACUGUCCCUCCAUUCAGUGUUGCACCAUGUUUGUGCAGUAUGCCACAAAAUAAGAGUCUCUGGCCACCCACAGCCCGGCCCCUUCUAUAUGUGUAGCUAAGGCAGAGAUUACACACUUCCUUGUUGUCAUACCCAUUCAUACCGUCAGUUGGAGCUCUGACAGGUUAAAAGCAGUCAGCUGACACUCUCAGCCAAUCACAGCUGCCCAUUGCUACUCAGGUUAAUACUUCCUUAUUAGCCAAAGCAGCACAGAGGGGAUGGAGUGCCGGGGUCUCUUGUUUAGCAUUAAAACAUUACAACAUUAAAAACUAUUUAAUGCUGAAAGAAAUGAUGGCACCAGGGGACUCCAUUCAUUAUAACCAGUUUUAUGAGAUGAAGCAGAUACAGUGCCUACAGUGUCCCUUUAAAAAAUAAAAUAAAAAAAAUUAUGUCCACCCAGCCUCCAUACCUUUGGGAGAGCUGGAGUGCAUCCUUUCCUUGAAGUCUAAUGGAGCUUGUGUAAUCUUCAAGUUCUGCUCCUGGCAUGACAGCAUGGCGUGCGAAGGAGCAGAGCAAGAACUUCAGGAAGGUUUUUGCUUCCCUGGGCUGAGAAACACCAAGGCACCUGGGAUUUAUAGAGUCCUGCACUAAAACAUCCUCUGCUUCCAGAGAAUACAGAAAUCUUCCCCAACCAGCAUAGAGACAAAUUAUCAGCACCUGAUCCGAUUUAUGUGCUGCCAUGAUGACCUCACGCCUGGAUAUAUAUUAAAAUAUUUACAUUCAAUUUGACUGAUAUUCAGGUUUGUAAUUAAAUGUAUUCUCAGUAAAGUACCACCCCAGUAAAUCCCUUUCCCCCACCCAUUAAGAUAAGAGCAGUUUAAAACAGUGUGAAAUUCUCUAUGAAUACGAUUUUCAAUUUGUCCUUGCAAGUGUCUGUGUAUUUACCUGUAGAAAUCCAAUCCAACCUCAUUGAUGCAACAUAUAUAUUUCUAAUCAGAACCUCUUGUCCAUUUACUCAAGAUACAGAAGACAGGGGACAGGUUCAGGUAAGCAUAACUCUCCUUCCACUGCAACUGGAAAGACAUCCAAUUGCAAAAUUACCAUUGCGAGUUUACACCAUUGCAAAUUGUAAAAAGAUCCCAGUCCAUGACAAAGCUGCUUUAAAGGAACACUCUGGGCACCUUAACAUAUUCACCUGAAUACUCCUAAUUUUACCUUGGUCUGAGGCUUCAAACAGGAAGCUUUUGACAGUGAACGGCUGGCUCUCUCAGCCAGGUUAUGAGUAUUCUACAACUGUUUGAAUCCUAAAGGAACACUAUAGGGUCAGGAACAACCCACAUUAACCCCAUAAAUAUAGUAAAAUCUUACUUUAUUUGCAUAAUUGAAUGAAUGCAUCUCUAUGAGGAAUGUUCAGCAACUCCAUGCAGAGCGUAAAAAAACAAGAUAGUUAAAUAACGAAUAUGGGCUUUAAGUGCAGUUUCUCUUUUAAUAUGCAGGCCCCUGUUUUUCAAGGGACCAAAAGUAAUUGGGGGGAGUUGUUUCAUGGACAUGUGUGGUCUAUUCCUUCAUUAUUUAUUCAUCAAAUAUGCAGAUAAAAAGCCUUUAGGUGAUGCCAGGUGAGGCAUUUGCAUUUGAAAGUUGUUGCUGCAUAACAUGCAGUCAAAGGAGCUCUCAAAGCAAGUGAAGCAGGCCGUCGUGCAAAAAAAAAAAAAAAACCAUUAGAGAAAUGGUAGGAACAGUAGGAGUGGCUGAAUAAACUGUUAGGUACGUUCUGAGGGGAAAAGAAUGCACUGCUGAGCUCUGGAACACAAAAAGGCCUGGACUUCCACGGAAAACUACAGUGGGGGAUGAUUGUAGGAUCCUUUUCAUUAGGGAUCGACCGAUAUUGAUUUUUUUUUUUAGAGCCGAUACCGAUAAUCUGUGAACUUUCAGGCCGGUAUUCUGUACAUUUACCAUUUUGAAAAAAUAAACUAAUUCUAAAGGUAAAAUCACAAAAUAUACAUGCCACGUGUAGUGGAUUAAGUGUGUUUAGAUGGGAGCUGUGUGUGUUUGUGUAGUGGAUGCAGUGUGUAUUUGUGUAGUGUGUGUGUGUGUGUGUGUGUGUAUAUAAUGAAUGCAGAGUUUGUUUGUGUAGUGUGUGUGUUUCUGUAGUGUGUAUAGUGAAUGCAGAGUGUGUUUCUGUAGUGUGUAUAGUGAAUGCAGAAUGUGUGUUUCUGUAGUGUGUGUGUAUAGUGAAUCCAGAAUGUGUGUUUCUGUAGUGUGUGUAUAGUGAAUCCAGAAUGUGUUUGUGUAGUGUGUGUAUAGUGAAUGCAGAAUGUGUUUCUGUAGUGUGUAUAGUGAAUGCAGAAUGUGUUUCUGUAGUGUGUGUAUAGUGAAUCCAGAAUGUGUGUUUGUGUAGUGUGUGUGUAUAGUGAAUGCAGAAUGUGUGUAUAGUGAAUGCAGAAUGUGUGUAUAGUGAAUGCAGAAUGUGUGUAGUGUGGGUAAAGUGAAUGCAGAAUGUGUGUAGUGUGUAUGUAAUGCAGUGUGUGUGUUUGUGUAGUGAUGUAAUUUGUGUAAAAUGGGGGGGGGGCAGGGGCAUUUUUUUAUUUUAAUUUUUUUUUUGUAAUAUUUAAAUGGUUUUGUUUGUUUUUUAGUACCCCCUCCCUGCUUCUUACCAGAGAGGGGGGAUAUAGUAUUCCCUAGUGGUCCGGUGGCUUGUUAAGUACUGGGGGGACCGCAGGAAGCUGUUUCUUACCUUUCUUGCAGCUCCCCAGUGCAAAUCUUGUAGCCCUUAGUGCCGCGCGGAGCGUUGCCAUGGUAACCCGUGACAACACUCUGCGAUCACGGGUCUCGCGAGAUUUGCACUGGGGAGCUGGAGGAGCUGCAAGAAAGGUAAGGAACAGCUUCCUGCCGGCCCCCCCAGGACCGCCGGGCUUGUAAUGAGCCUGGCGGUAUUAUCGGCAAUAUCGAUAUCUAUAUUGGCCGAUACCGAUAUUGCUGAAAAUACAGAAUAUCGGCCGAUAAUAUCGGUAAAACCGAUAAUCCGUCGAUCCCUACUUUCCAUGGUAUAGAAAACCCCUUCACAACAUCUGGCCAGGUGAAGAACACUCUCCAGGAGGUAGGCAUUUCGUUAUCCAAGUGUACCAUAAGUAACAUGGUAGCAAAUAAAGUGAUUUCGGAAGUGUCGUGUGGGGUUAAUUUACCUUCCCUGAGGACCUCAUGCUCUGUUUAAUAGGUUAGUAAAUUAAUCAUGACCUGUAUUUUUCCUAAGAUACAGAUAGCAGGGACUGUCCUAGAUUAAUUCAAACCUAUACUGUGCGAACACAGUAACUUUUAUAUUAAUUCAGCAAGAUAAGGUACAUGCAGCAGUGUCUCAGUUUAAUUCAGUAACGUCAGAUACAUGCAGCAGGAACAUUUAAUUUAUAUUACUUGCAGCAGUGUCUUUAAGAUUAAAAUAAUAACAAAAGGCACAUGCAGCAGUAAAUCACUUAGAUUAAUUCUACAACACAAAGGACAUGCAACAAUGAUGAUCUCGAUUAAUUCUCUAACCUAGGGGUUCCCAAUUAAUUUUUCCUGUGGAACUCUUUGACCUAGUAUAUGAACGCUUUUGCAUACAUUUUUUUUAAUUUUUUUAUAAUGUAUUUAUUUUUAAUGUUCUGGUGUGUAUCUGUGUGUACACACGCACUGGCACAUAGUGGCUCACAGAUACACACACCUUGACACAGUGUUUGUUUCAGUGUUUGUAUGUGUCAUUGUGUUAAGGCGUGUGUAUCAGCAUUUGUGACACACAUACACACUUGCACACUAACAGGUACAUUCACAGAUAUGUGUGUGUGUGUGUCUGUGUGUUAAGAUGUGUAUCUGAGUGUCAAUGUGUGUAUCUGUGUCACUGUAUCUGUCGGGUUAUCUGUGUGUGUAUAUAUAUGUGUGUACACACACACACACACUCAGGUAUACAUAUUGACACACAGAUACACACAUUAACACUCAGAUACACAUCUUGAUACGCACACAGGUUCACACACAGUGACAGGUGCACACCUUGAGACACACACACACCAUACUGCUUAUAUUUGCAGUCCUGUAAGGUUACCUUUUAUCUGCAGGAGGGUGACUUGGUUGAUGUGGUGCUGCUGGUGGCUGGAGUGCUGCUCCUUCUCUCCCUUCCCCCUCGCCGUGCUCUGUGCUUGGGAGGAAGUGACACAUUGUCACUUCCUCCAAGCAUCCUACACUACUUUGGGCCAGAUUGUGGUCUUAAGCGGCCAUGGCCCCUGUUCAGCGAUACCGAUCGGGUGGCCCUAAGUGCUUGGGCCACACGAUGGGAAAAUUGCAGCGGAACACCUAUUGAGAAACGCUACUCUGACCUAAAGUACAUGCUGUAGUGUCUUUCUUAGAUUAAUUUAUUAACAUUACAUUUUAAGAUAAAAGUAAUACUGAAUAGAUUAGAAUAAUUUAGUAACAAUGGAAAGCCGAGAUUUGGUUACAAUUAAUUUAGCUUUAUGUUUAAUGUAUUGAUUCAGGUCAAGAAUACAAACUCUUCCUGGAUCAACCCUAGUAUUGUCAUGUAUAAUAUGUCAUUUUUUUUCCACCCUUACAUAAAUUUAGUCACUGUUCAAAUUGUAAUGGUUUAAAAAAACAAACUUUUUUUUAUUUAUUUUUUUUUAGCUAAAAUAGUCAGUCCUUCACCUCCGAGGUCAUCAGACUUGAUGACCUUUUUGUCCAAUCAAAUGCAUUUCAGGGAGAAGCGUUGGGGGCUAACUGUAUAUGCAUGGCAAUUACUUACAAAUUUCAGGCAAACAAAGGAAAUCUCUAGGCACUCAAGGUGUUCAAGUUGCAGGCAGGUUUAAUGGAACAAAAAAAGAGAGCAGCUACGUUUCGACCUGCUAAGAGGUCUUUGUCAAGCUUGACAAAGACCUCUUAGGUCAACGGUCGAAACGUUUUGCUAAUUAUUAUUAUAUAUUAUAUUUUAUAUAUAUAUAUAUAUAUAUAUAUAUAUAUUUUUUUUUUUUUUUAUUAUUAUUAUUUUUUUUUAGACUUCCAGGGGUGCUUCUCUAUAUAAAAAAGUUGAAACACUGAUCUAAAUACAUGACUGAGAUCCCCUUGCAGUCCUACUCCUCCCGUUACUUUUAAAGGAACACUAGGCAAGCUAGCAAUGUGCACUUUUUAAAUUUGAUCAAUCAAUUGGUUAGUGUGAUGUUUACUAUCUUUACACACUCCACACAUUUACUCUGCCCAGCCCAACCUUUCCACAGUUACUCCAGCCACUCCAACCACACAACAGUUACUCAAGCCACUCCACCCAGUUACUCCGCCCACUCCAGUUGUAGACUACUGGUGGAGGCAAGAACACUUCACACAAUUUCCCCAGAAAUUGUAGCUUUUCUAGUUAACCUUAAUCAUUGGUUUUCUGCAGUAAUGGUAGUGUUUUGUUUGCAGAGUUAACCUGCCUCUAGUGGCUGUCAGUAUGACAGCCAUUAGAGGCGCUUUUCUAAAAUAGUAAAGUAAAACUCUAUUUUAGUCAGAUGGUUUCCUGGCGCUGUGUAGCACAGCAUUUUGCUGCGCAUUUGCACUAGCCUUCCAAUGCUUUCCUAUGGGAAGCCACUGGGUUGACUGAAAUCAUAAACAUUGAUAAUCUCCACCAAAAAGCUGAAGCUUUUGCAAGGAGACUUGCAAGGGAGAUUUGUGAACAUUAUGUAAUUUAAAUGUGCUUCUGCAUUAAUUACUCCUAACAUGAUUAUCAAACAUAAAUUGUUUAAACUAAUAACACAUGAACAAUUGGGUUGAGAUAAUAUAGGUUGUGGCCUAGAUAUAUAAAACCAUAAUGUCCGGGUCGUACUGAAGCUGAAUGAUGCAACAAGAUAAUGACACAAAAACACAAGACAACACAUGAGAAUAUACACAUGAUGGGAGGAGAUGUGUUCUAAAAUGAACAUAAACAACUCGAGAGGUGCGUGAUAAGAUGUAUGCUAUUCACACAAUGAAUCCUACAAAUAUCAAUAAACUGAAACCGGUUUAGGAGGAACAGUUUGUUCCUUACUGAUCAAGUAGUUUCUAAGUUCAAGAGUUCACAUGCCUUUUCUCCAGUUUUGGCUUCUUAAACUGUUCAAUAUUAAAGGACCACCAUAGGCACCCAGACCACUUCAGCUUAAUGAAGUGGUCUGGGUGCCAGGUCCAUCUAGGAUUAACCCUGCCUGCUGUAAACAUAGCUUCAGAGAAACUGCUAUGUUUACUUUAGGGUUAAUCUAGCCUAUAGUGGCUGUCUCAUUGACAGCCGCUAGAGGCGCUUUCACGCUUCUCACUGAGAAGACGCCAGCGUCCAUAGGAAAGCAUUGAGAAUGCUUUCCUAUGAGGCUGGCUGAAUGCGCGCGCAGCUUUUGCCACGCAUGCGCAUUCAGCCGAUGACGUCGGAAGGAGGAGGAGGGUCCCCAGCGCCGAGGGAGCCCGGCGCUGGAAAAAGGAAGGAAUUUAACUCCUUCCUCCCCCUAGAGCCUGGCAGGAGUGGGACCCAGAGGGUGAGGGCGACCCAAGGACCCUAUAGAGCCAGGAAACAGUAUGUUUUCCUGACACUAUAGUGGUCCUUAAACAAGAAGUGCUGGGGGCAUAUGUUUAGAUUGUUGAUCUGUUAUUUUUAUAUGGUUGAGCAGGGGUUCCCAAUUCAUUUUUCCCGUGGAAUCCUUUGACAUAAUGCGCUAACAACGUGGAACACCAAAUAAUUUUUGCCAACAUAGCGCAGAUAGUAAGCAGAUAUUAUUACUUAGGAGCAGGUUUGCUUUUGUGUGUACAGUUGGUGUUUGUAUAUUAUAUUAGAGUUUUGAUAUAGGGGUGUGUUUGUAUGUAAUGUUUGCAUUUGCUUGCAGAGGUGUGCUUGGAUGUAGUGUUGGCUUUUAAAUGUGGAUGCACAUUUGUGUGUAGUAUUAAGGUUUGAGUGAAGGGUGUGUUUAUAUAUAUAUAUAUAUAUAUAUAUAUAUUUGAAUCCAGGGGUUUUUGUAUGUAAUGUGUGUGUGUGUGUUUGCAGGAGUGUUUGAUUGCUGGGAUGUAUGCACAUAUGAUUGCUGUACGUAUGCCAUACAUACACAAACAAAUUCGCACACACACACAUAAAAACAUUGGCACAGACCGUGACACACAGAUGCACAGUGACACAUACACAGAUACACUCAGACACACAUUCUCUUUGACAGACAUACAUACACACUCUCAGUGACAAGCUUUUUGACCUAAAACUAGUAGUGAACAAUUUGGCAAGUAACAUUUUGGUUGAGCAUUUAGACUAAAACAAAUCCUCCCCUCAGCCGGUCGUCCAGGGAGUGACAUCAUUGCAUGAUUACUGGGCAGCUAGGAAAACUUUACUGUAGCAGUUACUGUGCUGCUGCCAUCCACCAACUCUUCCCCCUGCUCCCACCCAGUAGCCUUGCUCCCCCCACCCUGAUGCCAUAAGAAGGGUUGUGAUUGCUUGUUCCUUCUGUUUAUUUAUUUUUCAGCUAAUUAUGUCAAUCUAACAUGCAUUAUCAGGAAGCAAACAGCAGCAUUUACAGGUUUUUUUUGUUUGUUUCCCCCCCUAUUUUGUUUAAUAAAAUGGAUGAAUUUCUGUCAACAGUUUGGUCCUAGGAAUGGCUGUGAUGACUAGUGUAUGCUUGACAUACUUCUAACGCACAUGCAAAACUGUAUAUUGGUUAGCAUUAUUAUUGUGAGGUUAUAUGAUUAGUUACCUAGCUAACAUUGGACAUCUGUGUCAUGGCUUCACACAUCUUUGCAUUGUUAUGUUUCCCUUUUGGUAUAGGGUAUUUCACCAUGAUUCUAAGCUUACAUCCCCUGGAGAACCUGAAGGCCUAUAUUAGCAGCCGACCGCCGCUGGUGGUCUUUAUGGUCAGCGUUAGUGGAAUGGCCAUAGCCUUCUUGACUCUGGGUUACUUCUUCAAGAUGAAAGAAAUCAAAUCACCAGAGAUGACAGAGGUAUGUUUUAGAAUUUGCAUAACGAGAACACAUUUUAUUUUUAAAGUUAGACUUUGUGAAUUUAAAGGAACACUAUAGUCACCUAAAUUACUUUAGCUAAAUAAAGCAGUUUUAGUGUAUAGAUCAUUCACCUGCAAUUUCACAGCUCAAUUCACUGUCAUUUAGGAGUUAAAUCACUUUGUUUCUGUUUAUGCAGCCCUAGCCACAUCUCCCCUGGAUAUGAUUGACGGAGCCUGCAUGAAAAAAAAACUGGUUUCACUUUCAAACAGAUAUAAUUUACCUUAAAUAAUUGUAUCUCAAUCUCUAAAUUGAACUUUAAUCACAUACAGGAUUCUCUUGUAGGGUCUAGCAAGCUAUUAACAUAGCAGGGGAUAAGAAAAUCUUUAUUAAACAGAACUUGCAAUAAAGAAAGCCUAAAUAGGGCUCUCUUUACAGGAAGUGUUUAUGGAAGGCUGUGCAAGUCAUAUGCAGGGAGGUGUGACUAGGGUUCAUAAACAAAGGGAUUUAACUCCUAAAUGGCAGAGGAUUGAGCAGUGAGGCUGCAGGGGCAUGUUCUAUACACCAAAACUGCUUCAUUAAGCUAAAGUUGUUCAGGUGACUAUAGUGUCCCUUUAAGCAAAUUUGGAAAGCAGCUAGGUUUGUUCUCUAAAUUCUGAAUUGAUAUCUUAACUGCAAAUCUAAGCCAAAACAGAUGAUUAGGAAAAAUGUAAUGCUAAAGUGAGACUUGGAUUUUUCUUAUUGUUUUUGGAUUAAAAAGGCAAUCAUCCAUUAAACACGCCCAUUUCUUUUUCCCAGGAUAUAUAUUUUAGAAAACACAGGUCUUCCGUUGAUUCCCCUGCCCCCAUAUCUUUUCCUAUUAUUUAUCAUCAUUUUCUAUUUGUACUAUGAGAACGAAUGAAAGUUCAAUUUGGAUACACCAGAAUUUUUAUUUUCAUUUUUAUUUUGAUUCUUUAUUCUUUUAUUUAAUUUUUUUCCUCCUCUGAGUUCAGCCUUUUCUGUUCUCUCCUCUGCAACUGUAUGCAUCUGUUGUUUUUGAAGGUGCAAAAUAUGUAACACUGCACACUGAAAAUAGAACCCUGCACUAAUCAAGAGGCUUAAAUACAUCAUGCAAACCACACUACAAAUAUUUGUUUUUUUCCAUAAGUGAAAUCACCCUUUUUUUUUUUUUUGCUCUGCAUACUUAAGCACACCAUGAACCCUAUUCAUGAAGAUUAACCCCUUAAAGACACAUGACAUGUGUGACAUGUCAUGAUUCCCUUUUAUUCCAGAAGUUUGGUCCUUAAGGGGUUAAACCACACUUUAACACUUUUAAGAAUCAGCUUUUGGAGAUCGUGGCAUCUGUUGUAAUUUACAAGUGCCAGCCAGUGAAGCUUAAAGGAACUUGAAGCUAAAGUUUACCAUGGGAAAAAUAACUAAUUGUACCCAAAUACGUUUUAUAUUAUUAAAAAAAAACCUUACAUUUGAAGUUCCUGCUGGCUUUCCUCUUCUGCAAUGAGCUGUCAAUAAUUCAGGAAGAGACUUAACCAAUCAUAAUGGUAACUUAACUUUAUAAGCGAUGCUUUAUGGACAUACCUAUGUUAUCUGGCAGUUAUAGUUCAGUUGUUGGCUUUUGGCUGUAAACCACAAACAAUCAUUAAAUCAUUUGCAGCAGUAUUUUUGAUGGAGAAAGAGACACACUGUCGGUUGUGAAGGAAGAGCCGAUACAGUAAAAAAAAUGAUUUUUGUAAAAACACUAAUGAAGAUUAAUGGGACACUAUAGGCACCCAGACCACUUCAGCUCAUUGAAGUGGUCGGGUGCACUGUCCCAGAUCCCUUAAACCUGAGGAGGUAAUUUAUUGAAGGUUUUUAAGAAACUGCAAUAAUUACCUGCUAGGGUUAACUACACCUCUAGUAAAGGUCUACCAGACAGAGGGGGAAGCUAGAGCUCCAGGUAAUUGAGUUUGUUUUUCUGGCACUAUAGUUUCCCUUUAACUGUAACCCAGCAAGUUCGUUUGUGGAGUUGCACUUUAAAUCUUACCAGUAUUAAAAAUUAAUUGGUACAGGUUGAUGGUAUGGUUCGUUGGGAAAAACCUGUUUGAAUGCUGUGUUUACCAGAGCAAACAAGAUUUGUAUUGUGAUGACAUUUCUUGCAACCUUUCUAUUGCAUGAUUUGUGUUUGUCGUACAGGGUUUCCAUCCAGUUCUAAUACUAUUCUUGGAUAUAAGAGCAAAAAGGCUUUUCUUUCUUUAUUUAACAUGGGCAUGUUCGCUAAAGCGUAGCCACAAGACGGUGAUUCAUAAGAAUUAUAAUCUGAAUAUUCUGUGAAUACUUCUUUUGAUCACCGACUCUGAAAGUAAGCUUGCCAUUAUUCUAUGCAGACACGGUUACUCUUAAUUUGCCUUGGUUCCUCUGAGUUUCUAAAUUCCAUGGGAAGUCACUGGUAACCUAAGGUCAGACCGUCUUUGUAAAAACGGUGCUCAAUGACCUCAAAACCUAAAAGCUGCUUGACAAUUGGUGAAAUUGCAGCAUUUCCCUGCUUGUAUAAUGAUGUAAGUUUUCCUGGCUUAGUCUAGCUUGAGAAAAGUGAAUUGAAGGCUUCUAUUUUCAAGCUAUUUAUAGAAUUAUUUCCAUCCCUAGUGAACCUUCCUAGGUCUUGUCUGGUAAAGAGAAACUGAUUAUAGAAGAAUAGUUUUCAUGUAAACAUAGUUUGCUGCAAAAUUAUGUUCGAAGCCCUCUUGGGCAAUGAUGGUUUUUUACUCUCAGUCCAAAUAUUUCUGAACUUCAUGUCCCAUGAUACUCUGCAAAUAUUAAGUUAUAUAAUUUGUGAACAUAUGAGACAAGAGAAGCCAAGCCGUAAGACCUCACCAGGGUUUUCCAUAACAUUUUCUGGUUUUGUGCAAACUAUGUGAAAUACAAAGCAGAAAAAUAAAUCCAAAUGCAGGCAAAAAUCACAACAUACCAACAUCUAUAAUGAGGGGGUGGGGGCUAAAAAAAAAAAAUCAAAAAAGAAAUAUGUUGUCAUUUUUGUCAGCAUUUGGAUAUGUUCUUCUGUUUUGUAUUUCAAGUGAUAUUGCACUAAAUAAAUUAGCACUUUUUGUUUAGCUUUUCAGCUGAAGUGCGGUAUGACUGUUGACUCAAUUUCUCUUGGCAUUUUACAGCUUAAUGUAGUGGUUCUGGUGUCUGUAGCCUGUCCCUGCAGGCUUUUCAAUUUAAACACUGCCUUUUCUCUUUCUAUGAAAAGGCAGUGUUUACAUUUCUGCAUAGAAACACCUCUAGUGGCAGUUACUCAGACCACCACUAGAGGUGCUUCCUGUGUCAGUGCUGAACGCUCCCCAUAGAGAUACAUUGAUUCAGUUCAUCCGUAUACGUAAAGGCUGAUUUGCGCAGUGUGUCGCCUUGCUGCACAUGCGUAAUAGCCUCCCAAUGCUUUUGAUGAUCUCAGCCAUGAAUGCGGGGCCAGCCACAGCGAGACCAGCGAGGGAGAAUAGGUAAGUAAAAUCACCUUUUAAGUUGAAAGAAGGGGGCAGACACCUAAACAGUUUAACACUGUAGUGUUAGGAAUACAGUUUUGUAUUCCUGACACUAUAGUGUUACUUUAAAUAACACAAUUGAGAUACUAGUCAUGCAUGAGCCAGGAGAUUAUUAUAUAGAUUUUUAUUUUUUUAUAUAUUGAUUUUUUUUCUCUACAAAUAUGAGCAAUUUCUGUAUUAGUGUAUAUUCAUUUUGUAAAAUUAAUAAUUUAUUUGUAUAAUCUCUUGUUUAGUGCAAAUACAUGUGGGGAUUUUAUUUUAUUAUUUUGACAUUGGCUUCACGAAGCUGCUACAUUGAACUAAUUGUGCUCAAUCCUUCCUGUUCAGGACUGGAACACUUUCCUCUUAAGGUUUAACAACCUGGAUCUGUGUAUAUCUGAGAAUGAAACUUUGAAGCAUCUCCUCAAUGAUACUACCCCUCCUGAGAGUACAGUGACUACCGGCCAGGCGAGGUCAUCCACUCAGACACCACAGGCAUUAGAAGAUUCUGGACCCAUAAAUAUCUCUGUAGCCGUUACACUGACUUUGGAUCCUUUAAAGCCCUUUGGAGGGUUAUCUCGUAACGUAACACACCUGAGUUCCACAAUUUUUGGCCACCAAAUUGGUCUUUCAGGUAUCCAUGAAAUGAUGUUGCCAGCUUCCUUUUUCUUCAUUGGCAAAAGCAAAAAGAGAUGAUUUAGUUUUAGUUGAUGGGAAUGAGAAAAGGGUUCCCCUCAAUGUCUGGCUGGCUGAGCAUGAUGACAUAAGGAGUGUGGAACAGCUGAACUCUAAAGGUUGUUUAUUUUCUUUCCACACUGUAGUGUACGUGUUUCUGUAGUAUAUGGCUGCUGUGCUAUUCGAACAAUUGACCAAGAGCUAUUUCCAUAAAUUCUCAUCUCACCAAGCACACUGAUUUUUUUUAUACCAGAAAAAUGCACACUGCAUUGAUUAAUUACCCAUUCAUUUGCUUAUUUUAAUCCAGCGCCGGGCUCCCUCGGCACUGGUGACCUCUCCUCCUCCAUCGACGUGAGCUCCCGAGUGGAACCGAAUGCGCAUGCGUGACCAGAGGAGCGCGAGCAUUCAAACCCGCCCAUAGGAAAGCAUUACUCAGUGCUUUCUUAUGGGGAUCUUUUUUGACACUGGAGGUCCGCGAGGGCGUCCAGCGUCAAAUAAGUGCGAUUCACUCAGUUUAAAUCGCGGAAGCACCUCUAGUGGCGGUCAGGAAGACAGCCACUAGUGGCUGGAUUAACCCUGCAGUGUAAGAAUAGCAGUUUCUAUGAAACUGCUAUGUUUUCAGCUGCAGGGUUAUAACCAGGGGACCUGGCACCCAGACCACUUAAUUGAGCUGAAGUGGUCUGGGUGCCUAUAGUGGUCCUUUAAGUGAAAAUAAAAGAAUAAGCUGGAGUAGAGAAAGCCAAAUGGCGGAAACAAAAAAAAAAUAAAAAAAAAAAUACUGAAAACUAAAAAUGAAUCUAAAUAAUAUUUAACCUCUAAAUCACCAUGCUUUCUCUUACAUAGAAUUUCAGUAUAAAACAUUUUUUUUUUUUUUUUUACUUGUUUAAAAUGUUGGCACUUUGUCAUAGUGUCAGUUUGAUCAGUGUUUUCUUUUCCCUUCUAAGGCAGAGACUCCCAUGAGGAGAUGAAUAUUACUUUCACUCUGCCAGCUGCAUGGAACUCCGAUGACUGUAUACUCCAUGGGCGCUGUGAGCAGGUGGGAUUUACCACAUGUAUGACCGUAACGGCAGCGAGCAGCGUGUUUCCAGUUACACUGUAAGUAGCUCAUAAACUGAAGCCAAAUGUACAUUUUAUAGUUCAGCUGUCAAUAAAUUUAGUAUACCUUUUUUUUUUCCCCUCUUCUCCCCUUAGUCAGCCGCCACAUUGCAUUCCUGAAACAUACAGUAAUGCCACUCUGUGGUACAAAAUCUUCACCACCGCUCGUGACUCGAGGACAAAGUAUGCACAAGAUUAUAACCCAUUCUGGUGUUAUAAGGGAGCCAUUGGAAAAGUGUACCAUACUUUAAAUCCCAAACUCACAGUCAUUGUUCCAGAGGUGAGAUUCUUCUAUUACAAAUUAAGCUUUCCCUUUUACCAUUCCUAAUGAACAUACAUUUCUGAAUAUACUUUUCUUUUCUGCUUUCCUGCAAUAGCAGGUUUCAUUCUAUUGUUAAUUUGUAUUGCCCGAGUCAUACCCUUUUCUGUUCUCAAUCUUCAAGCCUUUUCUUAAGUUCCUGCAUCAAUCAUUUUACCCUUGUCAGUGAUUAGAGUUUGUGGACUUCUCUCAAACUGUCAACACCACAGGGAUGUCUGUGUGACAAAAUUCUCAAGAUUGCUUUAUGAAUAUUCCCAUCUGCCACAUUAAACCCUUUUCCUGAUCAAACAUGGAAGCAUUUCAUUGUGGGCAAGCGCAUACCCUCACAGCAGAGAAAUUGGUAUAAUUUUAUCCACACCCUCCCUAUCAGCAGUCUUUUUUUAAUGUAUUUUUUUUUCCCUUUCCUUGACAGCAGUUUGGAAGGAGUCUGCCUAGAUUUUAUUGUUAAACCAGGCCAAUAUUUAUGUAGGCCAAGCCAGGGCUCAUGUUUGUAAGAGUUGUCGCCCCUUUUAGUGACCCAGGGGGUCUAACAUAAUUCUUUCCCUGAGGAGAUGACAGUGGUCCACUGGAAAUAUGACGCUAAGCCAAACUCCCUGAAGACCCAGUAAACCACAUGUCCAUAAGGUACCUUGCUGUGCCUCUUUUUUGUAUAUACAUUUUCCAUUAGUGGUGACGACGAAUGGCAUAUGGGGUUUAUAAGGAAGCCCCUAGUUUAAUCAGUUUAGUUUGUGAGUUGUUCAAAUCCCUGUUUGCUUUUGAUAUACAGUACUUCAUCUGUCUCCAUGGCUGUUUAGUUUGUUAUUCCUUUCUCAAGUUAUUGCAUUAGUAGUUUAGCUUACUUACUAGUAUAAGUACCUGUUCGAAGGAAGCAACUAACAGAAGCUGAAAAAAAACUAACCAAUAGGUCACAUUUAAGAGGUUUUUGGUGAGCAUUUAGGCAAGGUUAUAAGAGUGCUCUAAUGGAUAUACUGGCUGUGUCUGAAUACCACAGUGCUAGAGGUUGAGAAGAGGGCAAUACCCACAAUAAGAGCUUUCCUGGGUCACUAAUUUAAGUAAUUCAAGAAGCCUGCUUAUGUGCAUUUUUUUGCACAUAAGCAGUCUUCUUUCAGAGAAAGGAAAAGAAUACAUUUUCAGGAUCGUCUUACUUAUGUAAAUCUGCGUAUGAGACCAAGAUCGCCUCUUUGUAUAAUCUGGUGUGAAGACAGUCUCCGUAUAUGUGAUAUGUGAUAUUCUCUCUGUGUAUCAGAUGGUGUGAAGCUCAGCUGUAGUAUAUAUAUCCAUUAUAAGAUUUGUAUGAGCUUGAGAGAAGAUAUGAACUUGGUAUAUUGCACGGUUGUCAAACCUUUUGCUUUCCUGGGCCGCAUUGAGCGCAGAGGAAUUGUCUUUGGCAUAUAACCUUUUCCUAAAUUUGUUAGCCUUGUGUGGGGUUGAUAUAUUUAAGCAUUCCAACUUAGGGAGCUAUCUCCUAAACACAUACACAUGUGUAUACAUAUGCACUCACACACACAAUCACAGACCCACAUGGGGACACCCACACGGACGGACGGACGGACGGACACACAUACAUAAAUGCAAGCAACAUACAUGCAAUCACUGACUUACAUACAGACCCCUCCAUCUCUCCUCACUCUAUACAUCUAUAAACACACACACUCACUGACAAAACAUACACAAAAAUUACAUUCAUACACAUUUAGUACUUAAGAGGUCCACCCAGCCUCCCUACCUUGCUCUGGGAGGGCUGGAAUGGAUCCACUGUCCCUGGUGGCUAGCAGUUGGUGCCGGUCUGGGAUCUCUGUGGUCUUCCUGCACAGGUCCCUCGUGCGCCCGGCAGUGAUGCAGCGUGACUGCCGGGAUGACGUCAUAUACCGGAGGCCGGCUCUCUUCAGGGCACACGAGGAGCUGUCCAGGAGGAGCAGAGAAUGUAAAGGGCUCCCUGCCUCGACGCCAAGCAGGGUGGACGGCAACUGGGCCACACUGCUAGCGUUCCUGAACCACAUGCGGGCCGCGGGUUAGACACCCCUGGUAUAUAUGAAUGAUGGAUGCUCUAUGUAUAAGUAGGUGUAAAGACACACCAGUACAUGAGUCCAAUAUAAUCUCUGGUGUGAAGACAAAAACUUAAUUGUGUAUAUAUCCAAUACAAGUUCUGUGUAUGAGAUGCUGUUAAGUCACAGCAUUCGUUUAUCUGACGGAUAUUUUAAUGUUUGAGCUAAUGUGGCGCCGCACUUUAUAACUGAUAUUGUAUCUGUAUAAUCUCUUAACACACAGACUUGAUAUGUAUGAAUGAUAGUCUCGCUCUCUCUAUAUAUCUAUAUCUAUCCCAAUAUCUGAAGUGCAUGUUAAAGGGUACUUGUCAUGACAAACACACCUUAAGAUGUCCUAAAGGCAUCUAAAUGAAGGGGACUGGAUGCCAUGUCCCUGUCUGUUUUAAACCAGUAGUGUCAAAAAUUGCCACUCUGCAGCAUUUCUGGACAACAUUUUAAUCAGAUGGUCUCAUAGACACUUUCCCUUUCCUCUCAGUCAGUUCAGUCUAUGCUGAUCAGCACAGAUAACAGACAUGCAGAGCAUGGUCUUAUAUCAGAUAAACCUUCCUCUGGGUGUCUCACCUGCUUGAAUUUAGCACAAGGCAAAUUAAUGCCUUCAAGGGAGGAGGGACAGGCUCGGUGAGAGAGCAGCACUGACAGAGGAGAGAAAAAGCCAGAAUGAUGUAUUGCAGCAGCUUUGGACAGGCAAUUUGAGAAGAUAACAUAAGUGUUAUUUAUUUUACACCAAUUCAUACAUACAGUAUAUAUCACACAGCCAACAUAACGUUUUGGGGACUUUUAACCUGUUAUUGGAAGCAAGUCUGUGUUUCCCAAACAGGGAUUUUCAGUAGAGGGAUGACUUGCAGCAAGUGUAACACAGACGGAAAACAUGAUUAAUUGGUCUCGGCCGGAGACAUGGUAAUAAAUUUAAAGUGUGAACUGUAAAUAGUGUUAAAGGGACACUCCACUGCCUAAAUACAAAUAAAAUAAAUAUCACAGUAGAUAUACCCAAAUGUAAAUGGGCAUGCAUUUUAUUAUGCAUGUUUUUCAUUGGGGUUAUGCCUAAAAACGACUUGCUUUUGCAAGCCGUUUUUAGACAUAACCCCAAUGAAAAACAUGUUCUUUUGUAACCAGGUUAAUUUAUAAAAGUUUCAAUUUCUAUUGAUAUCUGCAUUUUUUGCAAAAGGAAAAUAGGAUACACUUCACACACAAAGCUUUUCAGCAAGCUAAAGUUCUUUAGGGGUCUGGAGUGUGCCUGUUAUGGCAAAAAACUAUUGUAUAAAAUGAGUCAAGUCAAGUGGCUAGAAAACCUUUUUACCUGUCAUUAUCAAGAUUAUAUAAUUCCCAUAUAUUGAAGUUUCUUAAAGUAAACCUGUGUAUUUGUUUUGUGUUUGAGUUGUGAAGCUAAUUACAAAGACUGAAUCUAAUUACACCAAUUUCCACAGUAUAUUUCUUGUCCUUUUUGCUGUGAGGGGACGAUUAACCCAUAAGUAAAUGCUGCAAAGUAUAAUUAUCAGGAAAAGAAAACUCCUGUGUGAAACGAUUUUCCUUAAUAUGUUCUAACAUUCUUUCCAUUAUUGUAAAAUCCCCCUUUUACUCACUUCCUUUUCACAGCUCUUUUUUUUAACUUAUUUAUUUAUUUAAAGGGCACUGUAAGCACCAAAACCACUACAGCUUAAUAUCGUGGUUUUGUAAACUGUGCCUUUACGUGUUGGUAUUUCUAAUGGUGGAGUGCUCCUUUUACCACUGCAUCUGCAUUUCUUAGAAGAUUGGAUAUUCCCUUUAGUCAUCUCGUCCAGCUUUAGAAAAGCAGGAACAGAGAGUUCUGUGUAUAUGGCUGCACUUGCAGUGUCUCAGAUUCACAGAAUUAGUUCCAGACAAACUAAUGGAAAGCUAAAUUCACCUUUCCUGGUUAAAGAUUUUAUUUGUGUUAGGCUUCUCAUUCCCAUGUUUACUCCUUGCUUUUCUGUUUGCUGUCCAUCUGUCUUCCAUACAUACAUGCAUGUAUGUUUAUAUCCAUUUUUGUCCAAAUUGUCAUUUCCUCUGAUAUAUUGAAAUGGUUUAUUUUAUGUUUCAUUUGCAAUUAUUCAUUUUUCUCGGUAAAUGCUAGUGAAUUCUCUAAAUCUCCGUGGUCACAACCAGCAUAUUUAUCUUUGACUAGAGAAGCUUUUCAGUGUAGGCAUGCCCAGUGAAUUCCUAGAAGUGAUAGCAUUACAUGCUAAGAUUUUUAGAUGCUGUUUUUUUUUUUUUUUUUCUUCCUUAACAGGAUGACCGCUCCCUUAUAAAUCUGCAUCUGAUGGAUACAAGUUACUUCCUGUUUGUGAUGGUUAUCACCAUGUUCUGCUAUGCUGUGAUCAGAGGAAGACCAAGCAAAAUAAGACAAAGCAACUCUGAGUUUUCUCCAGAAAAGGUUGGAAACUACCACUAUAGGACUUAAUUGUAUUUUAAAGGGAAAUCUGUGACCUGCAUUAUUUCCUCAGCUGUAGUUAUUGUCUUGGUAGAAGUGAUCAUGUCACUUAAACAGAGCCGAAGACCAGUUAGGAAAAUGGUUCAGAGUUGAUUUGUGACUUCUGGGAACUAAAUGGUUCAUAUAAUCUAUAUUCAGGAUAUCUAACUAUAGGACCUGCAGAUAAAAAACAAAAAAACUGGCUGUGUAUCACUGAGCAAAGUAUUAGCCUGGAAAUGUUGGGUUUCUGUAGCUGUACUUUAACACAGUCCGCUGCCACCUCCUCCUCCCACUUUCCCCCCUCAAAAAAUGUCACUGUGUAAGGGGAUUACAUUAAAAAAAAAUACAUGUGUGCAUUUGUUCACAAGUGCUUAUGUAUACAAACAUAGUAACCAAGGUUAGAAAAAAGACUUGAGUUCAAGCUUCCACAUUUUUGUUUCUGCAGUUUUUCCAAGAGAGGGUAAACAAUCAAAUUUGAACAGAUUGCCAAACAUGUUACAAACUGGAACAGUAGUAAAUAUGUUACUGCCUGGAGAAAAAUUUACAUCACAGCCAUUCAUGGUUGGCCUGCGAAUAUAGAUCUAUAAUAUUACUUUACUAUAAAAUUCACAAAUACAUUACUUUAAUAUCAGACAACUAUAUUUUAUUCCGUAAUAACACAAAAACUCAUUUCUUUAUGGUUCUUUGUUAUAAGGUGUCAUAGACACUGUUAAAAGAUUUAAAGUGAUCGAAAAACAUUUUACCCAGUACACAACAGUAAUGUAUGCUUUAUACCACCUAUUUGAUGUCCUUUUCUCUACCUUUGUAUAGGUAACGAUUUUCUUUAAUGCUGCGGGUUUAUUUUUGUUAAAAACUGUCCUGCAAUAUGCGGUUAAUUGUAGAGUGGACCUUUCAUGGGUUAUUGCAGUGACUCGUAAGCUUUGUAAUACUGGUCACUUGUCGAUUUCAUUCAUUUUAAACCAUUUUAUACUUUUAAUUAAGGAAAGUUACAUUUUUGCAGAGAUGGUAGUGAAUACUAGCUUUUCACCUGCAAAUUUCACUUCUGUCUCACUGCUUACAGAAAUGACAGGGUAUUAUUUAAGAUUCUGCACAGUGCAAACAUAUACUGCCUUGCAUUUAUGUUAGACAGGCAUGCAGCAAUAACAUCACUUGCAUUGGCUCUUGUGCUUGGAUGUAAUGGCAUCAACACGCACAUACGUGCCCUCAGUCAGUACAAAGGGAUAUAAAAAGGCUUUGCAUUAUUACACAUGCGCAAUGGAUGCCAGGUCAUCACAAUAACAUUUGAAACAGGAGAAUGAAUAGAGAUGGGCUAAUUUCCAUUUAAUUUGCCUCUGCAAAGUUUUAACUGGAACAUUGAUAAAUGUUUUGAAUGCUUAAACAAAUAAAUAUUGCAGAAAUGUAUGUAUUUAAGCCCCUAGUGACCAGGCCAUUUUUCAAUUUUCUUACCGUUAAGGACCAGGGCUGUUUUUUACAUUUCUGCGGUGUUUUGUUUCUCUUAGUCACUUACUGUACCCACACAUAUUAUUAUAUACCAUUUUCACACCAUUAAAUGGUCUUUCUAAAGAUACCGUUAUUUUCAUCAUACCAUAUAAUUUACUAUAAAAAAAAAAAAAAUUAUAAAAUCUGAAACACACUUUCUAACUUUGACCCCCAAAAUCUUUUACGCAUCUACAACCGGCAAAAAAAACACCCAUGCUAAAUAGUUUUUAAAUUUUUGUCCUACGUUUAGAAAUACCCAAUGUUAACAUGUUCUUAGCUAUUUUUAUUUUUUUGCAAGUUAUAGGGAAAUAAGUACAAGUAGUAGUUGCUAGUUCCAAAACUUUUUCCCCCCCAAAAUUAACAAAAGUUACAUUGUAACACCGAUAUCUGUCAGGAAUCCCUGAAUAACCCCUUUUUAAAAAAAAAAAAAAAAGACAACCUAAGGUAUUAAGCUUGGGGUAUUUUUACUCUUUUUAUGCAAUCAUUUUACCACCAAUCUAUGCCAAAUUUAAAAAAAAUAAAAAUAAUUGGUGGUUUGUUUUUUAUUUUAUUUUUUGUAAAUCUUGUUUAUUGAGUCAUAAAUGUCAGCAAAAGUUAGGCUCGCUAGCCAGCAAAGGGUACAAAGUUAACAAUAUUAGUCAUAAAGGGAAAUCAUCAAGCGUAAAUGCAAUAUAAUAACGGCGUAACAAUUCACGCUAAGACCGUAAACUCUAAUAACUGAUCAGUGUAUAAGUUCUGUGUUCCCUUUCCGUCUUUGGAAAGAUGUAGGUGAGCUUUGCCCUAGAGUGAUGUAUCAGUGUAUGUGAGUAUGUGUGCGUGUGUGCGUGUGUACUCGCAGGAUACAGCAACUCUUGGUGUUUACACAGCGAAAGGAUGGGGCCUAUCAGCCUCAGAUAUGAUCUAGGGUGUCUAAUAAUAAAUUGUCACAAUAUAAGGUAUAGAGUAGGCUACCCAGUAGCGUAUCAGAGUGGAAAUGACCCACAAGUCCUGUUAAUAACUCCAUAUUGGCUCAAGCGAGUGGAGAUAGGGUGGUGAAGUACGAAAUCCUUUCCGUCAUGGUGACAUGUACGUAACCUUUUCUGUUCCCUGGGGUGUGUGUUUGAGAAGCUUCUGCCUGUUUUAGGGUGCUUAGGUGCCCCUUUCUCCAUAAAUCAUUAUCUGAGCGCUUAUCACUCCGAGGUCAGGAUUCCUCUGCUCACUGCUUACUUGUGCAUAUACAUGCUAUAUGUAGCCCAUUUCUUGUACAAGGCGCCUACCUCUUCUCCGCGACAGGUACUUAUAGCAGAGCUCGAGUAUUGUACACGAUUCACUACCCCCACCCUCACCCUGUGUUUAGCUAGUGCGUGUUGUCGUCAAUGUUCUGCCGAGGGUAAGUGUCCCUGUUAUGUCUACUUGUGGUGAGCGCAUGUCAAUCUUAUUGUCGUGGGGUCAGUGUGGUGAAUUAGGUCCCAGCUAGCCUGUCAAGCAGCCAGGUCAAGAAGGCUCCCUGACGAUUGCACGGAUGGUCAGGAUCUACCGUCUUUUGUCAAGUCCUAGUCUUUGUGUCCCCGUCCGUUGACGUCGUCACUCAGUAGUCUAGUUAUGUGUUGUCUGUCUGUCCUGUAUUUGGUCCAUCCGGCCCCGCUCCCGGGCACACCGGCCCCGAUGAUCUAUAAGAUGGAGGGGAAAGAGAAGGGAUUAAGGGGAGAGGAGCAUUGGUACCCGAACCGCGGUUCCCUAAGCAUUCAUCUCUUGCCGGUACCUGGCAAUAUAUAAAAACCAGGGCGGGUUUGUUUUUUAUUGACACACAUAGCAAUUUAAGAAUACAUGUACUGAGAACUUUAAGGGUUACUUCCAAAGAACACCUCCCGAUAUGUGUUCAGCAACAUUUCCUGAGUACAGUGAUACCACCCAUGUAUAGGUGUGUCUGGUUCGCUGGGGGCUAAAAGACCUUAUUUGGAGGGUGCACAUUCCAGUUUUCCAACGUGGAAUUUUCUCAGCUGGUCAUUACGCACCCAUGUCCUAUUUGGGACAUUUUUGAAGCCUGCCAAUGUAAUUUACCCCCAUCAAACGAUAUAUUUUUGAAAAGUAGAUACCCUAGGGUAUUUCAAAUGGUGGUAUUUUAACACUUUCCAUGUACUAAUUCUACCACCAGUCUUUGUCAAAUUUUGGGGUAGUCAUUUUUUUGUUAUUUUUCCUCUCACAUUGUACUUUAGGCAUGGAUUCUCAGUUCCUGUUAUGUGUUACUGACAAAUACCCCAAUAUGUAUUCAUCAACAUCUCCUGUGUACAACAGUACCCCCAAUGUACAGGUUUUAUGGGUUUUUGCAAACUUACAGGGGUCAAAUGUAGGCCUUUCCCAUGUUUGCAAAUUGAAAUUUGCCUGAUUGCUUUGCUGGGCUUAUGUUGCCUUUGAGACCGUAUGGCAGCCCAGGAAUGAAAAUUAACCCAAUUAUAUCAUUUGUAAAAGGAGAAAACCUACGGUAUUAAAAAUGGGGUAUGUCCAGUCUUUUUUAGUAUCCACCUAGUCGCAAACCCUGGCCAAAAUGAGUAUUUAUAUUGUUUUUUGUUUUUUUUUGCAUUUUUCACACACAAAUUGCCAUUUCACUGAUGAUAUCAGCAGUAUAAUACAUUUUACUGCUCUAAAACACUCAUAUUUGUGUAGAGUAAUGUCUCAUGAGCAAAACAGUACCUCUUAAGUACAGGUUUUAUGGUAAUUUGGAAAUUACAGGGUCAAACAUAAGAUUUGCAAAUUUCUGUUUUUGUAAAUUGCUAUUUGCCAGAUUGGCUAUGUUGCUUUGAGAUGAUAUGGCAGCCCAGAAAUUAAAAUCAAUAUGUCAAUAUGUCAUGGAAGGAUUUUCCAUGACAUACCAUUUGAAAAAGUAGACCACUCAGGGUAUUCAAAAUGGGAUAUGUCCAGUCUUUUGUAGUAGCCACUUUGCCACAAACGCUUGCCAAUGUUAGCGUUCAUAUUUGUUUUUUGCAUUUUUUACACCAAUAACUGCACUUUUACUGGUGAUAUCGUUGUGAAAAGUUUUAUUUUUUAAAACACUCAUUUUUGUGUUCAGCAAAGUCUCCCAAGUAUAACAAUACUCCCAUGUACAGGUUUUAUGGUGUUUUUGAAAGUUACAGGGUCAGUAUAGGGCAUGCCCAAUUCAGUUUGCCAGAUUGGUUUGCUGGGUCUGUGUUGCCUUUUGAGACCAUAUGGUAGCCCAGGAAUGUGAAAUAACCUAAUCAUGGCAUACCAUUUUCAAAUGUAGAUGUCCAGUCUUUUGCCACUUAGUCACGAUCGCUGACAAAAGUUAGCAUUUUUUUUUUCCAUUUAAAAAAACAAAACACUGCACUUUUACUGGUGAUAUCUUCAUGAUAAGUUUUACUUUUUAAAACACUCAUAUUUGUGUUCAGCAAAGUCUCCAGAGUAUAACAAUACCCCCCAUGUAAAGGCUUUAUGAUGUUUUGGAAAGUUACAGAGUUAAAUAUGGGGCUUGCCAAUUCAAUUCUCUGCACUGUCUGCCUGAGUUGUCAGGCAGGUCCCUCAAAUUAUAACUAAUAAAAUCAAAUAAGUAUGUGUAUGUGUGUAUGUAUGUAUGUAUGUAUGUAUGUAUGUACACAUACAGUCAGGUCCAUAAAUAUUGGGACAUCGACACAGUUCUAAUCUUUUUGGCUCUAUACACCACCACAAUGGAUUUGAAAUGAACAAGAUGUGAUUUAACUGCAGACUUUGAGCUUUAAUUUGAGUGUAUUUACAUCCAAAUCAGCAAAGUCUCCAGAGUAUAACAAUACCCCCCAUGUAAAGGCUUUAUGAUGUUUUGGAAAGUUACAGAGUUAAAUAUGGGGCUUGCCAAUUCAAUUCUCUGCACUGUCUGCCUGAGUUGUCAGGCAGGUCCCUCAAAUUAUAACUAAUAAAAUCAAAUAAGUAUGUGUAUGUGUGUAUGUAUGUAUGUAUGUAUGUACACAUACAGUCAGGUCCAUAAAUAUUGGGACAUCGACACAGUUCUAAUCUUUUUGGCUCUAUACACCACCACAAUGGAUUUGAAAUGAACAAGAUGUGAUUUAACUGCAGACUUUGAGCUUUAAUUUGAGUGUAUUUACAUCCAAAUCAGGUGAACGGUGUAGGAAUUACAACAGUUUGUAUAUGUGCCUCCCACUUUUCAAGGGACCAAAAGUAAUGGGACAAUUGGCUGCUUAGCUGUUCCAUGGCCAGGUGUGUGUUAUUCCCUCAUUAUCCCAUUUACAAGGAGCAGAUAAAAGGUCCAGAGUUCAUUUCAAGUGUGCUAUUUGCAUUUGGAAUCUGUUGCUGUCAACUCUCAAUAUGAGAUCCAAAGAGCUGUCACUAUCAGUGAAGCAAGCCAUCAUUAGGCUGAAAAAACAAAACAAAGAUCUCAGAGAGAUAGAAAAAACAUUAGGUGUGGCCAAAUCAACUGUUUGGAACAUCUUAAAAAGAAAGAACGCACCGGUGAGCUUAGCAACACCAAAAGACCCGGAAGACCACAGAAAACAACUGUGGUGGAUGACCGAAGAAUUCUUUCCCUGGUGAAGAAAACACCCUUCACAACAGUUGACCAGAUCAAGAACACUCUCCUAGAGGUAGGUGUAUGUGUGUCAAAGUGAACAAUCAAGAGAAGACUUCACCAGAGUGAAUACAGAGGGUUCACCACAAGAUGUAAACCAUUGGUGAGCCUCAAAAACAGGAAGGCCAGAUUAGAGUUUGCGAAACAUCAUCUAAAAAAGCCUUCACAGUUCUGGAACAACAUCCUAUGGACAGAUGAGACCAAGAUCAACUUGUACCAGAGUUAUGGGAAGAGAAGAGUAUGGAGAAGGAAAGGAACUGCUCAUGAUCCAAAGCAUGCCACCUCAUCAGAGGCAUGGUGGUGGUAAUGUCAUGGCAUGGGCAUGUAUGGCUGCCAAUGGAACUGGUUUUCUUGUAUUUAUUGAUGAUGUGACUGCUGACAAAAGCAGCAGGAUGAAUUCUGAAGUGUUUCAGGCAAUAUUAUCUGCUCAUAUUCAGCCAAAUGCUUCAGAACUCAUUGGACGGCGCUUCACAGUGCAGAUGGACAAUGACCCGAAGCAUACUGCAAAAGCAACCAAUGAGUUUUUUAAGGGAAAGAAGUGGAAUGUUAUGCAAUGGCCAAGUCAAUCACCUGACCUGAAUCCGAUUGAGCAUGCAUUUCACUUGAUGAAGACAAAACUGAAGGAAAAAUGCCCCAAGAACAAGCAGGAACUGAAGACAGUUGCAGUAGAGGCCUGGCAGAGCAUCACCAGGGAUGAAACCCAGCGUCUGGUGAUGUCUAUGCGUUCCAGACUUCAGGCUGUAAUUGACUGCAAAGGAUUUGCAACCAUGUAUUAAAAAGUGAAAGUUUGAUUUAUGACUGUUAAUCUGUCCCAUUACUUUUGGUCCCUUAAAAAUUGGGAGGCACAUAUACAAACUGUUGUAUUCCUACACCGUUCACCUGAUUUGGAUGUAAAUAUCCUCAAAUUAAAGUUGAAAGUCUGCAGUUAAAGCACAUCUUGUUUGUUUCAUUUCAAACCCAUUGUGUUGGUGUAUAAAGCCAAAAAGAUCAGAAUUGUGUCGAUGUCCCAAUAUUUAUGGACGUGACUGUGUAUAUAUAUUGUGUGUGUGUGUGUGUGUAUGUAUCUUAGCUUGACGUUUGCUUGAAGUACCUCAUAAACUUGCAUUUGUUUGAGACUUUCAUGAAGUAAUUCAGGAUUUGUAAAAUACUUAAAGGAACAUGCCAAUGGAGUACUUAUACCACCAAUGAAAACAUCUAUACUUAUUUAACUGCACAAUCCAGAACACAUGAAUGUUCAUUUACCUCACAGGUGGAAUUCUAAGGUUUUUUUAUUUUUUGUCUUUACAGGUUGCACUGUCUGAUGCAUAACCUUCUCAACUCUAUCUUGAAUAGAUGCAAUUGGAGUCAUAGCCUGUUGACCCCACCAAGAGAAUGUGUCUUGUGUUCUUCUGAAGAGGAGAGAACACACAACCUUGCAACGUUGGUUCGAUCCAACCAAAGACAUUUCAAGUGCCUGUAAUUGUUUUGUACAUAUUUAUAAAUAGGUACAUUUAAAGAGGCUCGGUGCAUACUUCCUGCAUUGCAGGAUCUUGUAUUUUAAUCCAUUGUACCUGUGGACUAGCUGUCUUUUUCUUGUAUAGAUAUGUCUAGUGGCUAUGUCUAGUUGGCAAUGAGGGUUGUCCAUUCAUGCGUGUGUAAUGAAGAUUGAAGCAAUGUCUUUCACUUAAUGUUUUGCGCAAAACUGCACUUUCUUGUACCUUGCUAAAAUAAACCUAGCAUCUGUUUGAAUGAAGGGUAAACUGCUAUAACUGAGGAGUCCUCUAUUCUUGCAAUGUGAAGCAUUUUUAUUUUAAUUUUUUUCCCUUUAAUCAAAAUUUUGCUUUGGGGUCAGCACGAUAAGAGUCAAGUAAUACACAUAUCUUCCAAAGCAUGUCAUUUUGACAGAAUUUCCAUGCUAGUAGAUCCACAUACUAAUGUGUUACACCUCUCAACAUAUGGGUAUAUUGGUUUAACCUUUUGUUUCAGAUGAAUGAGCAUGGCAUUGCACUCAAAAUGUUAGAUUAGAAUAUGUGGUGAGCUCCACAGUCUCCUAUAUUGUUUCCACAGUCACAACCUGCCACCUCUUUAGCUACUGAGAUGGACAGGGGUACGUUUGGACUGUAGAAGUCCAAAAUGACAUCUUCAAGACCUGCACUCUUUACAUCUAUUUUGGGUACAAUGGUAACACCAAUCCUUUUUAAGAAAAAAAAAAAACCUAAAAGACUGUACAAAAGAAAAAGCUACUUAUUGGAUCUCUUGUGUUUAUUACAUAUAUUUUUGUAUUUGUCAAUAAUCUGCCUAAGUUAAUUUUUUGGAAGGCGAUUACAGUGAGGUCUUAGGUUUAAGUGUUAGAACAUACAAUGCCAUUAAACCGGCAUUAACUCAUUUUAUAUAAAUGAGACAUGAGGUUUUAAAAAAAACAACACAAUUUUGUUUUGUUUGAAUAUUUUUUUUUGACUUUGAGUGGUUGGGGGAAUUCUUCUGUUCUUUGAUUGUGAUCUUUAUUUCUAGAUUGGAGAUUUGCCAUAAUUCAGCUGUUGCCCAUUUCACAAUUCAAAUCAAUACAUGUAAUUUAGUUUAAAUAAAUAACAGAUCUAUUUCUUGACAAAAAACAGCUGCUUCUAUAUCCUCCAUAUUUAGAAUUAUAUUUUUAAAUGUGGAUUGCUAGAAACAAUGUCAUUCUGGUUUAUAUGGAAUGCUUUUUGGCUUUCUAAAUAAAGCUCUCCCUGGUACUGUGGCAUUGGACUGUUGUGAAAAAGCAAUGUAUAUAGAUUUAGUGUAUAUAAACAAAUGGAUUUUCAUAUCCUGCAUAAACAUCUUUCAGCAAUUGUGCACUGAUAUGAGACACAACGCCGCAAACUCUCUAAAAAUGAUCAUAAAUAUGAGUUUGAAAACGUAAAUGUAGAUUUUAGUGCUUUUUACUAGCAUUGUACAAUUACAAUAACUAACAAAUAUCAGACAGUAAAAUCAGAGAGUGGAGAGUACUGUAUGUAGAGGUAAAAAUUCC